This is a messenger RNA of Nematostella vectensis (starlet sea anemone), 1277 nucleotides long. RefSeq lists its product as uncharacterized. The record is from RefSeq and is a predicted model, not a curated record. Lineage: Eukaryota; Metazoa; Cnidaria; Anthozoa; Actiniaria; Edwardsiidae. Bases 108 to 1214 code for a protein of 368 amino acids. The transcript is spliced from 4 exons.
GCGAGAUCCUGGUAGCGACUAUCACAACCCAUUUUCCCGCCAAACUACAAGGCGGUGUCAUCGUUGCCAAUGGUUACAAAAAUGUCAUAUACUUCAAAGAGUAUAAAAUGAAGAAGCUGUCGGAUGGGCUCCCAUUCCCUUCACGGUCUUGUCGAGCCACGUUACGAGGGCCUGGGUACUAUGAGCUGGAUGCUGCGCAUGGCACGUGGCCUGCUAGCGGGUUCUGCAGAGUGCUCAUGCCAAAAAGUCUUCAUACUAAAGAGUACAGUGUGUCUGUUGACUUGUAUAACGUGGUUGGCUGGAAAGGCGUUAACUCUGGGCACUUGGGUCUUAUGUAUAACGCCAAAGACAUCGACAACUUUGAAUUUGUGUAUUUCAGACCCCAUUGGGUGGCCGGUUGCUACCAGACCGGAUAUGUGAAGAAUGGGGUUCCUGUGUUUGACAAUCUCGCAGUUAACCGCCCGUGUGUUAAUGGACCACCAAAAGGACAGACUUGGUUUACUGCAAAGGUCAGUGUUGAAGGAGCAUCGGUAAAAAUCUACAGAGAUAAUGUAUAUCUCAGCUCAGUCCCUACGCGCUUCACUCCCACACCAAAAGGUGGUGUCAUUGUCGCCAAUGGUUACCAGAACGUCAUCUACUACAGAGACUUCAGACUCCGCCCACUCAACCAGCCAAUACCGUUCCUUACCACUCAGUGCAUUAGUGCAGCUCAGAAAGGCAGCGGUUAUACACUUCAUGGUACAAACGGCGCAUGGCCUGGGAGCGGGUUCUGCCGUGCGCUGUACGACGAGGUAAUUGCAGGCUCAGGUUAUACAAUCUCUGCUGAUUUCUACAACGUUCGCGGAAGGUCUAGUAGCCAGUCUUCUGGAGUUGGACAUCUUGGAAUAAUGUUCAACGCAAAAGACCUGAACAAUUUCGACUUCAUUUACUUCAGGCCCCACUGGGUCAACGGCUGCGUACAACCCGGAUAUGUCCAGACCAAUGUCGUCCACACUACGUCAACGUUCCCAUGCUCUAACGGCCCUCCAGCCACAGGAACCUGGUUCAACAUCAAAGUUGUCGUGGCCGGAAGUCAGGCUCGUGUCUAUAGAGACGGAGUUCUCGUGCGCACCAUUUCCGGUCACUUUUCCGCUCUCGCAAGUGGUGGCGUGGUCGUUGCCAAUGGUUAUGACAACGUUAUUGAAUUCAAGAAUUUUAAUGUCGUGAAAAACUAGGCAUGCAGUUGUAAUGGUACUUGGCCCUAGCCUUUAGUACAAAUAUUAAACAAAAGAAACCAA